This is a messenger RNA of Penicillium taxi, 2247 nucleotides long. Its product is annotated as CCAAT displacement transcription factor COY1. The transcript is spliced from 2 exons. Gene Ontology annotation, biological process: intra-Golgi vesicle-mediated transport. NCBI's taxonomy places the organism in Eukaryota, Fungi, Ascomycota, Eurotiomycetes, Eurotiales, Aspergillaceae. The coding region runs from base 1 to 2247 and encodes 748 amino acids. Gene Ontology annotation, cellular component: Golgi membrane. The record is from RefSeq and is a predicted model, not a curated record.
AUGGAUUCUUUUGCUAUUACGGAGGGGCUUGUGCAUGAGCAAGAUGCCCCAGAAUCAGUUCCCACAAAGCUAUCUGAAGAAACAAACAAAUUCCAGCGUGCUAUUGCAGCUUGGCGAGGUAUUGACUUGGCUAGCACCAUCGCUAAACUUGAUAAAUCUGCCUCUGAUAUUGUUGACCAUCAACGCGACGCUCUUGUCCAGAGAAAGGAACUCGCCCAGAAGACCAAGGAUUUUCGCAAGCUAGAUGAUGAUGCCAAACUCACAGAUUACAAGGGACUAUUGAAAGCCUACCAAUCCUUCAUCGACCUUUUGACCAACCAAGGGAAAGCAUCCUCCUCCUCUUUCCUACAACUAUACUCGUCCUUAUCCGAAGCACCCGACCCCUAUCCACUUCUUGAAGCUUCGAUUGAUUCCCUAGUAUUGUCAGAAGACACUGUUCCAAAGUUGACCUCGGAGCGAGAUCAAUUACAGAAGUCUGUGGAGCGCCUCACGAGGCAGCAGGAGGAAACAGAGAAGCGUCUGCAGGAAGAACGCGCUGCAAGAAAAAAACUAGAACAGAAUCUGGAAAAUCGGGCCAAGGAGAUUGAGGCGUCGUGGGAGGCGGUCUUGGCGGAAAAGACAAUUAACUGGGCAGCGAAAGAGAAGAGCUUGGAGGAGAAAGUAGAGAAUCAGGAGCGUCUGUUAAAGGAGCUCAAGGCAAGCUAUGAGGUCUCUCAGCGCAUGGGUGGGGACGAUGACAAUGAUGAUGGCCGUAGUACUGCUACUGCCGCAGAGCUGGAACUUGUUACAGCCGAUUUGGAGAAGACCAGCUUAAGGCUAGGGGAACUGGAAGCGCGGAAUGAGCAGUUGCGGGUAGAAUUGGCACAGGCAGUAUCACAUUCGAAUCCUGAUCAGUCGGCCUCUGUUGAAGAGGACCCGGCUUACCUUCGUCUUCAGUCGGAGAAUCAUGUUUUGCUACGGAAGCUAGACGCAGCACGCUUUGACAAGGAUUCGACGCGGCAUACCUGGGAGGCCAAGCUUCUUCAAUCCGAGAGGAGUUCUGCUAAAUCUGCAGCUGAGAGGGACGAGCUGCGCUCGCGCCUCGAGAAAGUUGCUGACUACGAUGAUAUCCGUCGCGAACUAGAGAUGAUCAAAUCGAUUGAAUUUGCUACAGGGGAUGAUGAUGAAGUUGGCGAAGGUGCAGCUGAGGAUGGUGCUAUGGGCACCAAUGGCACAAACUCGAAUGGAAAGAACUCUUUGGAACAACUUCUCCUGGCUCGAAACAAGAAGUUGACUGAUGAACUUGCCGUCUUGCGAGUAUCAACGCGUGACGUUCAAUCCCAAAUUGAAUCGCUACGCAGUGAGCUUUCCACAACUAAACAAGAAUUGGAAAAAUCACGAGCCUUGUCUACAACUUUAGAAAACGAUAUCAGUCGUGUGCAGCAAGAGGCUGCCAAUGCGUUCCCAUCCUCAGCAAUGUCUGUUGCGGGAACCUACUCUUCCAGGUAUCCGCACUCAUCACGUCGGGGUGCAACAUCCCCCACCUCUUCGAUAAUCUCUGGCUUUGAUCAAGGCGCCGCUUCUGCCAAUACCAUGGAUGCCAUCCGUGCUGGCGAGGCAGUUGGUGGUGGUUCUGGCCUUCUGCCCAUGAUCCAAGCUCAGCGAGAUCGCUUCAAGAAGAAGAAUGCAGAGCUUGAAGAGGAGCUAUCAAAUCUGUACGGGACCGUCAAGUCACUCCGCCAGGAAAUCGCAUCACUGCAAAAGGAUAACUUGGGUCUUUAUGAGAAGACCCGGUACGUGUCAACAUACAGUCGUGGCCAGGGCGCAUCCACGUCUGCAUCCUCGUAUGCAAAUGCGCCCAACUCGACAUCUGUCUACGCGUCUGCCGAUUCAUCAUCGGGACUUUCCCUCGAUCGGUACCAAUCGGCUUAUGAAGCUCGAAUCUCACCCUUUGCAGCCUUCCGUGGCCGUGAAUCGGCGCGCGCAUACAAACGCAUGAACCUCCCAGAGCGGAUAGUGUUCUCCCUCACUCGCAUCAUUAUGGCAAAUCGAACCAGUCGAAACUUGUUCGCAGGCUACUGCUUUGCCUUGCACUUGCUACUGUUCGUGAUGCUUUAUAUCAUGAGCACAACGGAGAUCGAACAGCAUAGCGCCAUGAGUGUUGUCGGCAGUGCGGCGGCAGCUGCCUACCAGGCAAAUGGCGGCAGUGGCAGUGGCCAAAUACGUGCCGGUGAUUGGCAGGAGGAAGGAUUCAAUCAAGCAAGCUGA